AUGGCCCAGCAGCACCUGCAGCAUCAUGCCGCCCUCGCAGCGGCUGCUGCUGCUGCGGCGGGUCUGUCGUCGUCGUCGAGCGGACCGCCCCAGGUUGCCGGACCUACCUCGAGUAGCGCGACGAGUGGAGGUGCCAGCCUCCACGAGUUCAGCAUCUUUGUGGGCGACUUGGCCCCCAACCUGCGAGAGGAAGACCUGGUUGCGCAGUUUUUGCGCCCGCCCAUUACCAAGAGCGCCAAAAUUAUGACCGACCCGGUGACCGGUGUCAGUCGUGGCUUCGGCUUCGUCCGCUUCUCCAGCGAGUCGGAUUCGCUCCGUGCGCUCGUGGAGAUGCAAGGAGUGUACGUCGCCCCUCUCGACGGCCAGUCGGGCGGCCGGCCGCUGCGCGUGUGUCCGGCCACUCCGAAGAACAAGUCUCCGGCUGGCGGACAAGGGUACGAGGCGGAGCUCGCGGCUAGGACUGGUGGUGGUUACCAUGGUGCAGGUGGCGCACGAGGCUUCGCCCCUGGCCAACCAGGCGCAGGUUUUGGUGGUGCUCACCCUCGGCCUGAUCCCGCGCUUGACCCGAAUAAUACGACCGUCUUUGUCGGGGGACUGUCGUCGCUCAUCUCGGAGGACACACUGCGUACGUUCUUUGUGCCGUUCGGCGAGAUCUCCUACGUCAAGAUCCCUCCCGGCAAGGGCUGCGGAUUUGUGCAGUUCGUGCGCAAGAUCGAUGCGGAGCGCGCCAUCGAGAGGAUGCAGGGCUUCCCCAUUGGCGGCGGUCGCAUCCGCCUCAGCUGGGGCCGCAGCCAGGGAGACAAGGCCGCAGCC
Tilletiaria anomala UBC 951 is the source of this 813-nucleotide messenger RNA. RefSeq names its product RNA-binding domain-containing protein. The record is from RefSeq and is a predicted model, not a curated record. Gene Ontology annotation, cellular component: cytosol. The annotation marks the transcript as partial. Gene Ontology annotation, biological process: mRNA splice site recognition. NCBI's taxonomy places the organism in Eukaryota, Fungi, Basidiomycota, Exobasidiomycetes, Georgefischeriales, Tilletiariaceae. Gene Ontology annotation, molecular function: mRNA binding. The transcript has 4 exons.